Pelobates cultripes (western spadefoot toad) is the source of this 318-nucleotide messenger RNA. The record is from the annotation of a GenBank genome assembly. NCBI's taxonomy places the organism in Eukaryota, Metazoa, Chordata, Amphibia, Anura, Pelobatidae.
AUGAGGAGAGGCAGCUGCUCUCUCCGAUCCCACACCAGGGUACCAGAUACAAAGAAGCAACCUCCCCCCCAAGGACCGGCGGAGGUCAUCCCGGUCCACCACAAAGAAGCAACAGGGACACGGCACCUAGUCGCACAGUACAGCACAAUAGCGGACACCACGUGCACAUCAGAACGUGCAGCAGUGCACCCGGACCUCAUGACCAGGCUCAACGCCAUCUGUGAAGCCUUCUGCGUGAAAUUAGAGGACAGGGCACGGCGACUCAAAGCAAGCAUGCGAUCAACAAGCAAAAAACCCAAGCAGCCCCUCCGCAAGUGA